Messenger RNA from Lytechinus pictus (painted urchin), 4707 nucleotides. RefSeq names its product reticulon-4-interacting protein 1, mitochondrial-like. The coding region runs from base 200 to 1426 and encodes 408 amino acids. The record is from RefSeq and is a predicted model, not a curated record. The transcript is spliced from 2 exons. Gene Ontology annotation, cellular component: mitochondrion. NCBI's taxonomy places the organism in Eukaryota, Metazoa, Echinodermata, Echinoidea, Temnopleuroida, Toxopneustidae. Gene Ontology annotation, molecular function: zinc ion binding; oxidoreductase activity.
GACCUUAUGCGCAUGCUACCAACGUGCAAAUCAUAGAGUACCCCGUCGCAGACGCAGUAACUGAUUUUAACCCCCAUAUCAACCUGUUAUUGUGCCGUAAGAUCGAAAACUGGAAUCCAGCUGACAUAUUUUUGAAAAGGCCUGGUUUAAGCUUAGGACAUUCUUCAGUCUGACUUCUGACUGUAUCAAGGUCGGAAGCAUGAAUGCCCUCAGAAGACUCACCUUGACAGAGACGAUAAGGAGGGGGUUUCUUCAAGGUACUGUUGCUCCACCCUGCAAGGUCUGCAGAAACCCUGCUCUUCCCUUGUCAACCUUGCCUGAUACAGGAAUCAAGAUGCUAGCAUGGCAGAUCGAUGACUACGGUGGAAUAGAUCGGUUUAAACUUGUUGAGAAACCUGUCCCCAUAAUCACCAAGCCUGAUCAGGUGUUGAUUAAAGUCCAUGCGUCAAGCAUCAACCCUUUAGAUAUUCGAAUGCGAGGUGGCUAUGGUGCUAGGUUGUUCAACCGGGCGCGAGGUGUUAGUAAAGCUGGUGAUGAGCUUCCGUUGACUCUCGGUCGCGACUGCUCUGGAGUGGUCGUGGACAUGGGUCGACUCGUAAAGGGGAUUGAUAUCGGCCAAGCGGUCUGGGCCAAUGUCCACGCAGCGAGCCAAGGUUCCCAUGCACAGUACAUCCUGGUGACGAAGAACGACCUCUCAAGAAAGCCAGAGAAUCUAACCCAUGUUGAAGCUGCUUCUAUAAACUACGCAGCUAUCACCACGUGGAGUGCAGUCUAUGCAGUGGCGAAGAUCAGACCCGAGAAUGCCACAGACAAGCGAGUGUUGAUUCUUGGAGGAUCUGGCGGUAUAGGAUCAUUCGCCAUACAGCUCAUGAAAGCUUGGGGCGCUCAUGUCACCACAACUUGCAGUGCAUCAGCCACAGAAUUUGUCUCCAAACUCAAACCCCACCAUAUUGUUGACUACAAAAGACCGGAUGUGGAGUCGGAACUGAAACGUAUCGGCCCUUUUGACUUCAUCCUUGACACCGUCGGAGGAGACACAGAACAAUAUGCCAUGAAGGCCCUGAAUAAGGGAUCGCAGUAUGUCACGCUUGUCUCACCCCUCAUGUUGGAAACUGACAAGCAUGGUUUAGUACGAGGUAGUCUCUCUUCGAGCUGGGUUCUCUUCAACAAAAACAUGCAAGCCAACAAAUACGGUGGGAAGUACCGAUGGUCCUUCGCUCAUCCAAGCACCUACGCUCUGAACGAGGUUGCAAAAUUGGUGGAACAUGAUUUGAUACGGCCAUGCGUGGAAAAGGUCUUUCCUUUUACAGAACUACCUGAUGCGUUUGCAAAUAUUGAGACAAGGAGUGCGAGAGGGAAGACUGUUGUGAAUGUUGUAGGACAAGAAUUGAAGGUUCCAAAGUCAGCUGAUUUCUACAUGUCAUAAUACAUGUAUAUUAUAUACCUAUAAAUGUAAUUCAUGAGUAUUGAACAUAAUAUCAAUUGCCUAUUAACACCCUUCUAUAUUUUGCAAGGUCUCUAUUAAUUUAUUUUCAAGACAACCUCAACUAUGGUGGUACCUGUUUCGGCUCUAAUUUGAUAUUAGUCUACAUGUAGAUAUUGCAAGAAACUUGCUAUCAAUUGCAAUUCAAUGUUAGCUCCUAAAAUCAAUGACAAGUCUUUGAUUAUUUUCAAAUUUGCAAUUGAUUGCUUGUCAGCUUCUUGCAUCAACAAACAUGAAUUGAUUUGCUUUAGUUGAAACUGAUUUAUCACUUUUAAAUUUGCAACUGAUAUUUGCAAUUGAUUACAAGACCCUGUAAGACCCUUUUGGGCUGAUUUUCUCUCUCAAAUAUUAAAAUGUGAAACACACUUCGGGGUUUCCUACUUUAAAGAUAAAGUGUAAUGUAAUUAUCUAUCUAUUUGUCUUGUACCAGAGAGUAACAUGAAUUUGUAAAAUGAUCUUAUAGAAACGUAAUAAAUUUGCACAGAGAUGAUAGGCAAUUUCAGGAUGAGAAAACAAAAGUACAAGAUGAUUGUUCAAGUUGAAACAAGGACUGGAUCUUGUCAAGUCAACUUUCUCAGGUUAAAAGACAUGAUGACAACAUGUCCUGGCCACUGUAAAGUCAAUUUGAAGAGAUGCUCCUCGUCUCCUAUCCUAUCAAAGCUUGUCUGAUAAGGCCACUUUGUCAAAAGUAUGUGCUGUGUCUUUUAGCUGGGAUCUUUUAUGAGGGCGCUGUGCAUCUUUUCGUAUUAGGUCCAAAACUGACAGUAUCAUUGUAACCCUAAGAAUUUUUUAGACUUUUUAAGAUCUUGAAGUUAGCAUUUCUAAUCUGCACUUGUGAUAUUCACAAUCACAACACAUUUACAAAUCAGAAUCAUCUUUUUUUCAAGGAAGAAAGUUAUCAGUUAGUGACAGUAGUUGAUUUUAAAGAAUUUCAGGUUAUGCAAAUCGAUUCAACCAAUAUUGUGUGUGGCAGUAGGUAAAAUAAUGUCCGUUUUAUGGUGUGCAUGGUUGUUUUGUCUUGUUGAAUAUGAUAUGUGGAGCGUUGUGGCCCAGUGGAUUAGUCUUCUGACUUUGAAACAGAGGGUCGUGGGUUCGAAUCCCAGCCAUGGCGUAAUUUCUUUCAGCAAGAAAUUCAUCCACAUUGUGCUGCACUCAACCCAGGUGAGGUGAAUGGGUACCUGGCAGGAAUUUAUUCCUUGAAAUGCGUGUGCGCUGUAAUCUUAGUAAUUACGGCUGCCAAGCUACAGCCGGGGUAAUAAUAUCCAAGUCCUUCAGAAGCGCGCGCAUAGACAUUAUUCAUAAUGUGAUAUGCGCUAUACAAGAACUGUAUAUUAUUAUUAUUAUUCACAAGUGGUGUACAUCUACAUGUUGAAUUUACAAUCUUUGUCAGUGACAGGUGCUUGUGUUUGAAAUUAAGGAGUACAGUUUCAUUAGCAAACAUCUAGAUAUCAUCAAUUUAUGAAAUACAUGUAGCUCAAGUUAUCAUUGGUUUAUUCUGAAAUAUUGUGCAGGCAGUGUUUACUUCAGCUUGGGAAAAAUGUGAAGGGGUGGGGGGCAGGGGUGAGUUGGAUACAUGUUCAUGUCGAUUUAUCGUUUUAUUUUUACCUUCUCCUUCAACCAAUGUGAGUUUGAAUUUAUAGAAGGCAAGGAUUUACAUGCGUGGGAUAGUUUCCUCUGAUGCAGUUUCGUUUUCUUGAAUGUUAUCAUGAAAAGUGUGACAUUGUGUAUAUUGUAUCAUGCAAUUCAUCAAAAGAUUCACAGCAAAAUGACUAGAGUUUGAAAUACCGUAAUCCAACAUAAUUUUGCAAUAUAAUUUGACUCGCAUAUAAAAAAUUUGGGGAAAUUAUUAUUUUAAGAAAUUUUGGUAAACAAUUUCGGUACAGUUUCCAGUUUUCUGUGAUACAGAAAAAAAUGGAGGGAAAAAUCACUGGUUUCAGGAAGAUCAAAAAAUCUACAGAUUUUCACAGAUAAUGCAAUCAAAGCAAAAUCCAAUAAAUAAUACUGUGAAUGAGUGUAAAAUGUGCUCAUUAAACCUGUUUGAAGUAUUCAGCAUCGGUUUCACCAGCUGUCUGCAUGGAAAUUUAUAUUUUUCAAAGAAUUUCACUACCCGUAAUUAAAAAGUUCUUAUGUGUAUUACUAUUUGUACAUGUUGCCGAACCACAUAGAAUGUGACUUUUAGAGCACCAAAUAAUACAGAAUAUGCAUUAUAGAAUACAGAAAAUUGAUGUCUCUAGACCCCCCCCCCCCCCCCUCUCUGCCUAAAGCUAGACUUUGUGUAGUUGUUAAACAAUCUACCAUAGGUCUACAUGUAAUUCUAUGUGAUUGUUUGUUGAGAACUUGAGACACAAAGCGCAUCUGUUACAGAUGACAGAUAGUGGCCAUGCUAAUAUCUAGAAUCAAUGUGAAUAAUCAUUGUGUAAUGUAUUUUGCUUGAAACGGCUCAUCUUAUGACAAAUUAAAUUGAUUUGAUAAUUUAGUAAAAAAAAGUAUGUUUACCUGUGCCCUGGCUUUUUAUCAAUUUGUAUGAAAGUGGGGAACGAGAGAAUGGAUAAAGUUUGAAAGAAAGUUUUUCAAAAUUAUAUGUAAAAUAAGAAAGUUCAAAGUUUCUCUUGAAUUCAUAAAAACUCUUUUUAUUGACAUCCUGGUCAGAAUUCAAAUGACGGAAUUUGGGAACCUAUGAUGUCACCCACUGACUAUUUUAUUUCUUAUAUGAAAAUGUUUAUGUAUUCAUUGCAAUGUCAUGCAAAGUUUUAUUCUUACCUAAAAAUGUGGAAUUGCCAUUGUGAUCCCAUGAUGAUCUUCGUAAUGAUCAAAUUUACAAAAAUAAUAAUAAAUUGAAUAUAUUCAAAGUGUAUUUUAGAAUUUUUUUUUAUUAAUCACCUUUUAUUCGUAAAAAAGGGAAUCAAAUACAAUAAUAUGCCCAGGUUAUCAGUUCUAAAUGAACGAAAUACAGGGCAACAUAAAUUGAAUACAGUAUAGGUAUACAUAAACAAACAUAAAGCAAGAGAUGAUAAUUAUUUACAUAUCAAACGCGUCAAUUCGAUUCAAAACAAAAUUUAUACUUAGAGUGGUGAGAAGGGGGAAGUAGGGGAUGUGCUAUCCUGUGGUUUAACUUAGGUUGUUCUGAUUUUAAAAUGAGGUCAUUGUACUAACAUAUGGUAUUACAAAAAUAUAUAAAUUAUGCAAUUAUAAAUAUAUAAACAAAUAAAAAGUAAAUUCACAUA